Arctia plantaginis is the source of this 960-nucleotide messenger RNA. The record is from the annotation of a GenBank genome assembly. Lineage: Eukaryota; Metazoa; Arthropoda; Insecta; Lepidoptera; Erebidae.
AUGUCUGAGAGAAAAGUGCUUAAUAAAUACUAUCCUCCGGACUUCGAUCCGUCGAAGAUUCCGCGUAUGAAAUUGGCGAAAAACCGGCAGUAUACAGUACGUCUAAUGGCUCCAUUCAACAUGCGUUGUGCUACAUGCGGCGAAUACAUAUAUAAGGGUAAAAAAUUCAACGCUAGAAAAGAAGACGUCGAGAAUGAGGAUUACCUUGGUAUAAGGAUUUACAGGUUUUAUAUUAAGUGCACAAGAUGUCUUCAAGAAAUAUCUUUCAAAACUGAUCCACGUAACACAGACUAUGAAAUAGAAGCAGGGGCAACAAGGAACUUUAUGGCACUAAAACUUGCAGAAGAACAAGCAAAACGUGAGGAAGAAGAGCAAAAGGAAGAAGAAGCCAACAAUCCUAUGAAGUUACUGGAGUACAGAACAGAACAAUCUAAACAAGAAAUAGAAUCAUUAGAAAAUUUGGAAGAGUUGAAGGAAUUAAACAGAAGACAGCGUGCUGUUGAUUAUGAAGGUAUGCUGAAGCAGUACCAGCCUGAAACUGCUGAUGAGAGAAGAGCCAGAGAAGAGAAAGAAGAUAAUGAAUUCAUAAAGUCAAUUAAAUUCAGCAAUCCAGCAGCCAAGAGAGUAGUAGAAGAAAUAAUCGAGGAAGUUGUAGAUGAAGACAGUGGCCCUUCAGCUAAAUCUUCUAGAAUAGAAGUUGCCCCGAAGAAACCCACAGAUGUUACAAAGCAGCGAACAUGGAACAAGAGUAUAGGAGUUUUAUCCAAGAAGCCAGCAUUGGCAAACUUAGUGAGGAGUAAAAAGGAGUCUGAUGUACAGAGUACAACAGAGAAAAGUUCAGAUAAUGUAGUAAGUACUGUAGCCAAUAAGAGUAAUGAAGAGAGGAGUCAGUCAACUCCCAGUGCAACUGGACUGUCCCUACUAGCAGAUUAUUCUGGCAGCGAUAGUGAUUCGCAAUAA